Molecule: messenger RNA, 2779 nt
Organism: Limanda limanda (common dab)
Lineage: Eukaryota; Metazoa; Chordata; Actinopteri; Pleuronectiformes; Pleuronectidae
Gene: rilpl2
Product: Rab interacting lysosomal protein-like 2
Exons: 12
Coding region: 69-2354 (761 amino acids)
Biological process (GO): cilium assembly
Cellular component (GO): ciliary basal body; cytoplasm
Molecular function (GO): protein dimerization activity
Source: RefSeq, a predicted model, not a curated record
UUUCGUGUGUAAACGGGUGUUGUCCGAGGACAGGGAGACAUGUUGGAGGUGUAAAGCAGAGGACACACAUGGACACCUGCGGGAUCAUGUCCGCUCUGGACAGACCCGCCGCCGAGCUCACGGUCAUGGACGUGUACGACAUCGCGGCGGUGCUGGGACACGAGUUCGAGCGGAUCAUCGACCGGUUCGGCUGCGAGUCGCUGGUCGCGCUGGUGCCCAAAGUGGUCCGGGUGCUGGAGCAGCUGGAGGCGCUGGUGAGCCGGGGAGCCGCCGGACAGGAGGCCGAGGAGCUGAGGGGGGAGCUGGAGAGACUGAGGCAGGAGAGGAGCGACAAGUCCGAGCAGGAGAGGAGGCACCAGAAGGAGCUGGAGCUGGUGGAGGACGUGUGGAGAGGUGAAGUCCAGGACCUGCUCCCUCAGAUCACUCGGCUUCAGGCGGAGAACAAGAGGCUGUUAGUGAGUCUCAAAGAGUCGCCUAUCACAGAGGAAGACAAACAGGAGGGAAUGUCAGAAAAAGAAAGACGCGUGAGGAAGAAGCUGGAAGACUUAGUGGAGAAGCAGAGGGAUGAAAUCCGAGCGAAGGACCAUGAGCUCACACUGAGAAAUGAGGACGUUGACGCGCUCCAGAUGCAGCAGAAUCGGGUGAUAAGGAUCAACCAGGACCUUCGUCACAGGAUCGGAGUGAUGGAAGCGCAGGGCAAGGCACUAAUCCAGCAGAGGGCGGAGCUGCAGGCUGCGGCCCAGGCACAGCAGCAGGAGGUCGGGGGUCUGCAGCUGGAGAUCACCAGGCUGAGUAAGGAGCUCCGAGACUGGGAGCUGGAGAGAGAGAUCUCUGAGGUCGAAGGGUCCUCUCUUACAAAAUCUGGAAUGUCCUUACCUGCAUCACCACAGAUGACGCCCUCAGAGGCAGCGCCACCCACCCCCAUCAAACCAAAGUCAGUGUGGGUGGAGUGUGGAGGCGACCCUGGCUUCAUGGAAAACUGCUUUGAGCGCGACAAGCGUCCUUCCAUCCUCCAGAGGUCAUCUAUCAGAGAAAACCACGAGGAAGAGGCUGACGAAGAUGAGGAGGCUACAGCUUUGUUAUUGGUAACAUCUGCCCCAGGUCUCCCACAUACAGUGUACAGCCUUACUCGCCUUACAGCAGAUGUCCAUGAACUGACUGUUAAACACAACACAAAACAUUAUACCUCUGCUGGUGUGUCACAGAGAGUAAUGUGUGCCUGUUGCAGAACUCCUCAGCUCCUCAUGUCUUUGUUAGUGUCAUUGUGUCCAUACUGUGCUGAGAGAAAUGUUCAAAAUGUGAUUUGUCAGCAGAAGGUGCCAGCUGACACAGAGCUGGAGGAGCAGAGCGACAGCCCGGAGCAGGAGUCAGACAAGCCUCGCUUUACUCUGCAGGAGCUACGGGACGUCCUGCAGGAGAGGAAUGAACUCAAGGCCCAAGUGUUCGUGCUGCAGGAAGACCUGGCGUAUUACAAAAGUGACGAGUCUGAGGAUGACACCAGCCCCUUUGUUUGUGCUUCACCUCCUCCUCCACCAUGCUCCACUUUCACGUACCAGCCUGAAUCAGGAAUCCGGCGCUUGAUCUUCACCGCUAUAAUGCCAAUGGUGGCAGCUGGUUUGAUCACAGACGAUCCCACGUUGUUGCCAAUCAGAAGACUUUCCUAUAUAGUCCUCCUCUCCGGUCCCGGCAGACACACGCAGCCCCUGAGGACUCGCUGCGGGAGAGAAGUUAACUUUCCCCGGGGUGAACUCGUCGCUUCCGUCAUGGAGUUCGGCGAAGAGUCGUCUCCCGCGCUGGCGUUCGAGAAGGACGCCUUCGAGCUCACGGUGGAGGAUGUUUACGACAUUUCUUACGUGAUCGGCCGGGAUCUGUUAAAGGUCAGCCGCACGGGGGACGAGGUGUCCGACCUGCAGUUCCGCAUCGUCCGGGUGCUGGAGAUGUUCGAGACCCUGGUGAACAAGUACAAUCUGUCCGUGGAGGAGCUGCGCAUGGAGCGGGACAACCUGAAGACCGAGCUGGACCGGCUCGUCCAGGAGACGUCCUCCGGCCAGGGCACGCAAACCGCUGGGCCCAACCAGCUGGUGGUGGACCUGACGGACCCCAACAGGCCGCGGUUCACCAUGCAGGAGCUGAAGGAGGUUCUGCAGGAGAGGAACCAGCUGAAGGCUCAGCUCCUGGUGGCUCAGGAGGAGCUGCAGCUCUACAAGAGUGGGAUCCUUCCACAGGCUGAGCCCCCCAUGGUGGAAGUGGAUCUGGAGACACCGGAAACCCCAGAGCACAGUCCACCCACGAUAAACAAUGCAAAAGAGGAGAAGACGACCAUAAGCAAACUGUUUUCAUUCAGGCGGAAAUAAGAGAAAGGCUUUUCACACGAGCGGACCACGGAGAAGACAAACCGGAUUUGUCGGCACAGUUUUUCUCAUCAGUAAACCACUUUUAUAUUGAAGAUUUUUUACAUUGUGUAUUUGUCAGUCUAACAAGCACUGUGUUUUAUACUGGUAAUUUUAACCUGAGAUGGUUUAUGCAAUUAGAGUUGACGUAGCAGAAAUAUAUAUAUACUACGUGAAACAUUUGAUGAAGGAAAUGAAACUGGAAAAGUAUUAUCUGGGUGCUGUUGGAGAACAUUUUUGAUGUUGAAUGAAUUAACUUAAAAAUUAAGUUAUCUGUAGGCUUGAAAUUAAUUUGUGUAAUCUAAAACAAACUAUGUGAACUCAGCUGUCAAACACAGACGGAGGACCCCCAACCCCCAAAAAGCAUUAAAAAUAGUAAUUUUAAUACA